CUAGCACAGGGUCCAUCCAGCAUAUUGAAACCGCCAGCUUGCUUGCUUUACUCCCAUACAAACUCUUGCUGCCUCGCACACGACAGCCGUCACUGUCAGAAGCGACGCCAUCGCAUCGACACGCCAGCGGCACGUCCAGACACUAGUCUUCGCAGCCUCCGAGGACGCACACGUUCAGAGCGAGCCCAUCGACACUGCCCGCGGCUCAUCCCCGUGACCAGGACAGCCCCUCUCACCGAUCCCACGAAGUCCAGCACCGUCACCAUGUCGAACUUGUUCUCCGGCAUAAACGCUCGUCUUCGGGGCCAGGCGAAAAGCCCAGGAUCUGGUGGUAGCGGUCAUGCUCAGUCGCCUGUAGAUCUCGCACAAGGCAAUCAUUCGUCCUCAAGUCUUUCUGCCCCAAGGAUCCCUCCCAUUCAGAGCUCGCCAUCGCUUUCGCAGAACAUCGGAGUUGACGACCAAGCCGCGUAUGCAUCCAAUGGCAAUGACCCCCUCAGCCACUAUCAUCUACCACGGCCGUUGCCAUUGUGGCUCAAUUCUCAAUAUGCCAAGCACAUUGUCAAGGGCAACUUCAUGACAUUGAGCGCGAGACCAAAGACGGUGGAGCAGGGUGAAUGGAUUGCUCAUCAGGUCGUUGAACACUACCGCAAUCUCUGGAACUUUGUUCGUGUAAUUCACGAGAAGGACGACGAUCGGACUUCAAUCUGCAACCCCAACACCUGUCCGAGGAUGUCAGCUGGCGCAAACCACUCGUUCACAUGGCUUAAUAAGGAACGCCAACCAGUGGAGGUGCCAGCCUACGAAUAUAUCACUCUUAUGCAACGAUGGAUUUCGGGCAAGAUCGACGAUACCAACAUCUUCCCCACAGACACGAACGGUGUUUCAUACUCGCACAACCCUGCUUUAUCCAGCAACCCGCUCUCCCAAUUGACGAAUCCCGGUGACAAGGACUGGAUUGGCAAGAGAAGCGGGUUUCCGGAGAACUUCAUCGAGGUCUGCCAGAUGAUCUUCCGGCAGAUGUUCCGGGUCUAUGCUCAUCUGUACUGGGCCCACUUCAUCGACCCGUUCUAUCACCUCAACCUAGAGAAGCAACUCAACAGCUGCUUCAGCCACUUCGUCUUGUCGGCUUGCGCCCUCGAUAUGCUCAAAGGCCCUGAACUGGACCCAAUGCAGCCGCUUAUUGACCUGUGGGCAUACAAUGGCACGUUUCCUCCCGAGUCCAAGGCAUACGAGUAUGCUGAUCCUGCUGCCGGCGAGUAUCUGGCCAAGUUGGCCAAUGCCGCGUAGUGAGGUCAAUGUACACCUUGCAUCAUAACGGCCCACUGGCUUGUUUCAAUGCGUUCAUAAACAAUGCUCUGAGAGGGCCGGGAUGACGCGAAUAGCUUGUGGUUGCUACAUGCAUCUCAGUACAGACCCGUCUUCACGCAGUGAAGACCUCCGAAGCAGGCAAGCAGGCAACGGACCACGCCGAAACCGACUCUGUGUAUUCAUGGUUGGAAUAGUGGGAAGCAUAGCGCUGCAAUGGACGAUUACCAGAAGUUCCGGACAAGCAUGGUUGUAGUAGAAAGAGUACAUUUCUGCAUAUUGAACAAAGUAAAAGAAAUUCUAAGCAA
Microdochium trichocladiopsis is the source of this 1613-nucleotide messenger RNA. Its product is annotated as maintenance of ploidy protein mob2. Bases 265 to 1287 code for a protein of 340 amino acids. The transcript is spliced from 4 exons. NCBI's taxonomy places the organism in Eukaryota, Fungi, Ascomycota, Sordariomycetes, Xylariales, Microdochiaceae. Gene Ontology annotation, biological process: cell division; positive regulation of protein phosphorylation; signal transduction. The record is from RefSeq and is a predicted model, not a curated record. Gene Ontology annotation, molecular function: protein kinase activator activity. Gene Ontology annotation, cellular component: nucleus; cytoplasm.